AUGCAAGCAACGAAUAAUAGAGCCGAGGGCGCAAGCUCUAUUGCAUCGGCUUUCGCUUCGCUCUCGAAUGGAAGUACCGAGCUCCCUCCGAGAUUUGUUUCUUUGAAGCGAGAUAUAAUAUCGGACGAAGAUGCCGUUCUAGCUGGUUGGAGUCGUCUUCUAGAACGAGUUUCUCUCAAGAAAUUGCAGAAUUUUGAUACCACCAUGAUUCCCGAAGUCGAGUUUCGCGACAUCGCCGCCAAUAAUGGGAAAAUUCCCAAAGAUAUCGUCAAACGAAUUCGCGAGUGCGGCACAAUCGUCAUCAGGGGCUUGGUAGACGAAGCGMAAGCCAUGAAAUGGAAAGAGCAGAUCCGAGACUACUUGAACAAGAACCCUCAAACAAAGGGGUUCCCGGCAAACGAUAUCCAGGUCUAUGAGCUUUACUGGUCCAAAGCGCAGUUAGAAGCUAGAGCUCAUGAGAACAUGCUUAUGGCUCAAGUCGCUCUCAAUCGGGUCUGGUCUGCGAAGCCAGAGGAUCCCGUAGACCUCGAGGUUCCGCUGACGUAUUGUGAUAGAGUCAGGAUGAGAAAACCAGGUGAUCGCUCCUUCAACCUCGGUCCACACCUUGAUGGUGGAUCGCUCGAGCGCUGGGAAGACACCGAAUAUCGAAAGUGUUACUCCAAAAUCUUCAGUGGGGAUUGGGAGAACCAUGAUCCAUUUGAUGUGACUCAUCGCUUGAAAGCUACUGUCGAUAUGUACAAUGGUCCUGGAGGCUGUUCAGUAUUCCGAUCUUACCAGGGAUGGCUUUCUCUCUCGGACUGUGGUCCUGGAUCAGGAACUCUGCGCGUAAUGCCUGAUCUCGUGGCUUCAACAGCAUAUACGCUCCUCCGACCGUUCGUUCGACAGACCCCAAACGGCCUCGGCUGGGAACUUAACCUUGACACUCCACAGUUCCACGGUGCAGCCAUGGGCGCAGGCCAAGAGCUAGCUAUUACCACUCAUCCCCAUAUCAACCCUCACGGUUUCGUCUCAAUUCCUCGCGUUCGUCCCGGCGAUGCAGUCUUCUGGCAUUGCGAUGUGGCGCAUAUGGUCGAAGCUGAGCAUCGGGGUAUGAGCGACUCGAGUGUUUUGUACAUUCCGUCGGUACCACUAUGUGAAGUCAACAGCAAAUAUGUCAAGAGACAGAGGGAGAACUUUGAACAGGGUAUUGCUCCACCGGAUUUUCCGGGUGGUGCUGGAGAAAGCCAGCACAAAGGAAGAGGCMAGAGCGAGGAUAUUAAAUCUACCCCCGGAAGACGGGCAAUGGGGCUUGAGAGAUUUGAAGUAUCUGAGUAUGUGACGACGGGGCAGAGAAUCGCUGUGGAUGUUGCCAAUGCAAUCCUCGGAUUCGAAGUGAGUGAUUAA
Talaromyces amestolkiae is the source of this 1383-nucleotide messenger RNA. RefSeq lists its product as uncharacterized. The record is from RefSeq and is a predicted model, not a curated record. The coding region runs from base 1 to 1383 and encodes 460 amino acids. Lineage: Eukaryota; Fungi; Ascomycota; Eurotiomycetes; Eurotiales; Trichocomaceae. The transcript has 3 exons.